CUCCGCAUUGGAAAUCCCUAAAACCCCUUGUGCUCCUUGGCUCUCUUCUAGACCCGCUGUCUCCCGCCGCCUCUUCUAACUUUCGUCGGCGUCGGAAUCGGCAUCGGCACUUCACGACCUAAAUUUCAGGACUAGUGAACUCUUAGCUGCUUAGCCGUCGCUCUCUUCCACCGUUACUGCUUCUCGAGGCCUCGCUGGCUCCGCUUCGGAGUGUGGUCGUCCAGUCAUCCGUCGCCUUGCUCAUCUUCGUUCUUCUCCCGUCUUCCAUUUCUCAACCCCGUUCUUUCUUCUUCUUCCAUUCCUACGUCUUCUUCACUGUCGUUCACCGGCCGCCGUGCUCGCCUUCGCCGUCACCUAGAUCCUCAUUGUCAGGUCUGUCCUUAUUGGCGCCGUCGCCCCAUUCCGCAUAGUCUUGAGUGAUGGCCUCGUUGAAGAGCUGUAACAAUGUUUACUUGAAUGGUUUCGAUUUUCAAGUCUGCCGCUCUAAUAUCAGUGAUAGCAACAAGAGGAACUCAAACUGGAAGCCUCCACAAGCAGCUGUUGUGCCCAAUGUCCACCUUCCAAUGCGAAGCUUUGAGAUGAAAAACAGGACAUCAGUUGAGGACAUAAAGUGUCUGAGAUUGAUAACUGCCAUUAAAACUCCUUACCUGCCUGAUGGCCGAUUUGAUCUUGAAGCAUAUGAUGACUUGGUGAAUAUGCAGAUUGAAAAUGGUGUUGAAGGUAUUAUUGUUGGUGGCACAACUGGUGAAGGUCAAUUAAUGAGCUGGGAUGAACAUAUAAUGCUUAUUGGGCACACAGUCAACUGUUUUGGUGGAAAAAUUAAGGUUAUUGGAAACACUGGAAGCAACUCGACCAGGGAAGCAAUUCAUGCCUCUGAGCAAGGUUUUGCUGUUGGAAUGCAUGCUGCUCUUCAUAUAAAUCCUUAUUAUGGUAAAACAUCUGUUGCUGGUAUGAUUUCUCACUUCAGUAGUGUGCUUUCCAUGGGGCCCACCAUCAUAUAUAAUGUGCCUUCGCGAACCGGUCAAGAUAUCCCUCCACCUGUGAUUCAAACCUUGGUGAUGCAAAGCUCAAACUUCGCAGGCAUCAAGGAGUGUGUAGGAAACGACCGGGUCAAACUUUAUACUGGGAAAAAUAUUGUUGUGUGGAGUGGGAAUGAUGAUGAGUGUCAUGACUCUAGAUGGGACCUUGGGGCUACUGGAGUUAUCUCUGUUGCAAGCAACCUAAUUCCUGGCUUAAUGCAUGAACUCAUGUUUGGUGGCAAGAAUCCAAAUCUGACCGCGAAGGUCUUGCCUUUGAUCCGCUGGCUAUUCAAGGAACCAAAUCCCAUUGGUUUGAACACUGCUCUUGCUCAACUUGGAGUUAUCAGGCCAGUUUUCAGGCUACCAUAUGUUCCCCUCCCUGUGGAGGAAAGGCAAGCAUUUGUCAGAUUGGUGAAUCAAAUUGGCCGAGAGCAUUUUAUUGGAGAUAAAAUGCUUGAGGUUCUUAAUGACGACGACUUUAUUUUGGUUGGUCGAUAUUAAUUUAGGCUGCCUUAGACUUGCUAUCACUAGUGUGAAAUCUGGCAUCCUACUUGGGGGUUUUCCAUAGUUCAAGGCCAGAUGAUCAUGAUGUAAAACUUAGAUUUGCACAUCAUAUUUUAUUAAGAGCAUAAAUGACGUGACCUUAUGGAGUUUCUAUUGAACCUGGUCUUGCAUGUUAUGUAAUUAUAAUUAUGAAUUAGAAAAGAUUUAAAUGGGAUAAAUAGGAUUUAAAUGAUAUUAGUAGGAUUUGAAUUGAAUUUUAA
Molecule: messenger RNA, 1783 nt
Organism: Neltuma alba
Lineage: Eukaryota; Viridiplantae; Streptophyta; Magnoliopsida; Fabales; Fabaceae
Product: 4-hydroxy-tetrahydrodipicolinate synthase, chloroplastic
Exons: 4
Coding region: 420-1520 (366 amino acids)
Molecular function (GO): 4-hydroxy-tetrahydrodipicolinate synthase activity
Source: RefSeq, a predicted model, not a curated record